GGUAGGAACAGUUAUCGUGAACACCGGAAACGCGCUCUCGACGGAGAUAGCCGGGGAACAUGCCUAAGUUUUACUGUGAUUACUGUGACACCUACCUUACACAUGAUUCGCCAUCGGUGAGGAAGACCCACUGCAGUGGCAGGAAACACAAAGAAAAUGUGAAAGAUUACUACCAGAAAUGGAUGGAGGAGCAGGCUCAGAGCCUGAUCGAUAAAACAACGGCUGCUUUUCAACAGGGAAAGAUUCCUCCCACACCGUUCCCUGGUGGCCCUCCCCCAGGUGGUCCUCCUCGUCCAGGCAUGCUACCAACGCCCCCUAUGGGAGGUCCGCCUAUGAUGCCCAUGAUGGGGCCUCCACCACAUGGAAUGAUGCCUGGUGGACCUGGAGGCAUGAGGCCGCCGAUGGGAGGACCCAUGCAGAUGAUGCCAGGACCACCACACAUGAUGCGUCAUCCUCGCCCGAUGAUGAUGCCAGUCAGGCCGGGCAUGAUGCGACCAGACAGAUAAGACCGGUUGGAUUUUCUCCGUUCUUUGUUGCCAUGAACAGACACUGUCUAGUGAGGACACUUCGGUUAACACUUGGAUUUUUCAGCACAGCUCAUGAAACUGUCAAAUGUCCAAACUCCUCAAAUCUGAAUUCCCUGAUUCAAUAAUGUUAUUUUUGUAUAACAGCUUCAUUUUCUUGUGCCAGAAUGGUGGUAUUUAUUACUGUUCACCUCACUAGAAUACAUUUAGGUCCCUGUUUUAAAGACCCUUUUUUUUUUUAACGUCCUCUUAUGUGUUAACAUCAAGUGUGAAAUAUCUUGUCUUACUUUGACAAACUGUUCAGCAGGCACAUUUAAAGAGCCUGUUUGAUAUGACAAUAUUUGUUAGUAUAUUUUUACUUUUGUUUUAGGUUUUACAUGUUUUUGUUGAAUGUCAUUGCUUUGAGAAUAAAACAGUGAUUUCAAA
Molecule: messenger RNA, 950 nt
Organism: Epinephelus fuscoguttatus (brown-marbled grouper)
Lineage: Eukaryota; Metazoa; Chordata; Actinopteri; Perciformes; Serranidae
Gene: snrpc
Product: small nuclear ribonucleoprotein polypeptide C
Exons: 6
Coding region: 60-506 (148 amino acids)
Biological process (GO): mRNA 5'-splice site recognition; spliceosomal snRNP assembly; mRNA splicing, via spliceosome
Cellular component (GO): U1 snRNP; nucleus
Molecular function (GO): zinc ion binding; pre-mRNA 5'-splice site binding
Source: RefSeq, a predicted model, not a curated record